Messenger RNA from Aspergillus viridinutans, 831 nucleotides. RefSeq names its product putative MFS transporter. The record is from RefSeq and is a predicted model, not a curated record. Bases 1 to 831 code for a protein of 276 amino acids. Gene Ontology annotation, biological process: transmembrane transport. NCBI's taxonomy places the organism in Eukaryota, Fungi, Ascomycota, Eurotiomycetes, Eurotiales, Aspergillaceae. Gene Ontology annotation, cellular component: membrane. The transcript has 4 exons. Gene Ontology annotation, molecular function: transmembrane transporter activity.
AUGGCGGUCGUUGACAUUGCAGACGAGAAACACUACAAGGACCAUGUGGAGACUGUCACAAACAUUGUCACCAUCGACAACAUCCGGGUCCUUGGGUUGAACGCCGACAAUGCCGAGUUCUAUACGAACUUCCCUGUCGAGAGGAGAAAGAAGCUUCUGCGCAAGGUUGAUAUCCGACUAGUUCCGAUGCUGGCGGUCCUCUACCUCAUAUCCCAUCUUGACCGCGCAAAUAUUGGAAAUGCGAAGAUUGAAGGACUUGUCAAAGACCUUGGGCUCAGCGGUAUACAAUGGAAUAUUGUUCUGAGCACCUUCUUCGUUCCGUAUGUGCUUCUUGAGGUCCCCAGAAAUAUGCUCCUGAAGAACUUCUCCAGACCGUCCGUUUAUCUCGGUAUCCUCAUCACAUGCUGGGGAACCAUCAUGACCUUGACUGGACUAGUCCAUAACUUUGCUGGCUUGAUGGUCACUCGUGUUUUCCUUGGUGUAUUCGAGGCUGGGUUCUUUCCAGGUGCAGUCUAUCUAUGCACCUUCUGGUACAUGUCAAACGAUCUUUCCACCCGUAUCGCUGUUUUCUACUGUGCUAGUGCGCUGUCUAGUGCUUUCUCCGGCCUUCUAGCAGCCGGUAUUGCGCAGAUGGACGGUGUGGGAGACCAGGAAGGCUGGCGGUGGAUCUUUCUGCUCGAGAGAAUUGUUACUGUCUUCCUGGGCGUGAUGUGUUUCUAUGGAAACAGGAAGAAGGCCAGGGUAUCUGAGGCGGAGAUCAGAGAGCGAUAUACCGACGAUCAGUUGCUGGCUAUGGGUAACAAGUCGCCUCUUUCCAUGUAUACUAUGUAA